CCUCCUACUACCGCCGCCGACAGUGCUGGGGACUUUUGAGGGAGUUGGGAGACUGGUUUUCGUGACGGAAAUCCAAGUCCAUCGGUGGAUUUAGACGGACUUGACAACGGUUUACUGAGGAAGAGAGCCGCUCUGAUAGAGCCAGGAUGUUGAAUAUGUGGAAAGUCAGAGAGUUGGUGGAUAAAGCCACCAAUGUCGUGAUGAACUACUCAGAGAUCGAGUCCAAGGUUCGAGAAGCCACCAACGAUGACCCCUGGGGCCCUUCGGGACAGCUGAUGGGGGAGAUCGCCAAGUCCACCUUCAUGUACGAGCAGUUCCCCGAGGUGAUGAACAUGCUGUGGUCACGCAUGCUGAAGGACAACAAGAAGAACUGGAGGAGAGUUUAUAAGUCCCUGCUGCUGCUGGCGUACCUCAUCAGGAACGGGUCGGAGCGAGUCGUCACCAGCGCCAGAGAACACAUCUACGACCUGCGCUCCAUCGAGAGCUAUCACUGUAUCGACGAGAACGGGAAGGACCAGGGCAUUAACGUGCGGCAGAAGGUGAAGGAGAUGGUGGAGUUCGUGCAGGACGACGACCGGCUGAGGGAGGAGAGGAAGAAGGCCAAGAAGAACAGGGACAAAUACAUCGGGGUGUCCUCCGACAGCAUGGGCGGGUUCAGAUACACGGGAGAGCGGUACGACUCGGACCCCAAGUCCAAGUGGGACGAGGACUGGGACCGGGGCAAGGGCGCCUUCCCCUUCAGCGAGAAGCUGGGCGAGAUCAGCGACAAGAUCGGCAGCACCAUCGACGACACCAUCAGCAAGUUCCGCAAGAAGGAGCGGGACGACUCGCCCGACAGGGGCAGCGACAACGAGGAGGACCGCGAGCGGGGCACCCGGAACGGCCGGCCGGCCAAGUCCGAGUUCCGGGACGAGGAGGAGACGGUGACGACCAAGAGCGUGCAGAUCGUGCAGGCCUCGGAAACCACGGCGACGCGCAAGCGGGGCGCCGUCCCGUCCCGAACCGUGGACCUGGGCGCGGCCGCACACUACACCGGGGACGGGCCCAGCCCCAGCUCCGGGGCCAGCGCGGCCCAGACGACGGAGGCGGGGGUCAGCCAGGGGUCCGGCGGCGGGGGUCUGGCUGACCUGCUGAUGGUGGACUCUGCGCCCAGUCAGCCAGCGCCCACAGGGGCAGGUCCAGACCUGAUUGGUGGAUUUGCAGAUUUCUCCUCUCCUGCAGCCUCUGCUACUUUGCCUUCAGGUACAGCAGCCGGUGAGACCGGCGAUUUCGGGGAGUGGAACGCGUUCCCCGACAGCGCGCCGGCCGCCCCCGCCGCGGCCCCCCCCCUCGCCCCCGCCGGGCCCGACCUCUUCGCCAGCAUGCAGACCACCGUCACCCAGACGACCUCCAUGCCCUCCGCUGACCUCCUGGACCUGAUGGGGCCCUCCCAGCCCACCCUCAGCUCCUCCCAAAGCUUGACCUUCUCUGCUCUCGGGGACCCCCUGAUGGCCCAGCAGGUGGGGGUACAGAAAUCGGGGGGGAAGGCCGCCCUGCCCUCCACGUGGUCGGACCCCAGCGUCAACAUCAGCCUGGACUUCCUGUCCCCGGGCAUGCAGCCCCCAAAACCCUCUCAGCCCACCCUCAGCAUGAUGCAGCAAGGUGUCCAGGUUCCUGUUACCAUGGUGGCCCAGAGCUUUGCAGGGAUGAACCUCAGUAUGCAGCCAACGGCGAACCCCGUCCGGCCGCCCUCCAAUCCCAUCAUGCCUGGCGGCGCCAUGACGAUGGGGAUGAUGCCCAACAUGGGAAUGGGCACGAUGGGCAUGGCGCCCAGCGCGGGCAUGCCAGCCAAUCAGGGAAUGAUGGGAUUGAACAUGAACAUGGGCAUGGGUACGACCGGGAUGGGCGUGGGGAUGCCUGGCAUGGGCAUGGGUGCGGGCAUCGCCUCUGGCAUGGCACAGCCCAAACAAGAUGCCUUUGCCAAUUUUGCCAACUUUGGCAAAUGAUGCAGGACACGGGGUGGGAUGGGGUGGGGUGGGGU
Anguilla anguilla (European eel) is the source of this 2020-nucleotide messenger RNA. It is a transcript of the gene clint1a, whose product is annotated as clathrin interactor 1a. Gene Ontology annotation, cellular component: endosome; clathrin vesicle coat; plasma membrane. Bases 147 to 1985 code for a protein of 612 amino acids. Lineage: Eukaryota; Metazoa; Chordata; Actinopteri; Anguilliformes; Anguillidae. Gene Ontology annotation, biological process: endocytosis. The record is from RefSeq and is a predicted model, not a curated record. Gene Ontology annotation, molecular function: phospholipid binding; clathrin binding. The transcript has 12 exons.